GGAAAGAGCCGAAGAUGUCGGCUCGGUCAUGUGAUCAGCUGUGUCCAAUCACAGCUGAUCGCAUUGCCACCUGUCAGUGGCCAUCAAUGCCAGCAGUCAGUGCUCAUCAGUGCCACAUGCCAGUGCCAUCAUGCCACAUCAAUGCCACAUAUAAGUGCAUACCAGUGCACAUCAAUGCCACAUAUCAGUGCCCAUCUGAGCUGCCUUUCAAUGUCACCCAUCAGUGCCAGUCAGUGCCAACUAUCAAUGCCAAUCAGUGCCACCUAUCAGUGCUGCCAAUCAGUGCCACCUAUCAGUGCCAGUCAGUGUCACCUAUCAGUGCUCAUCAGUGCCACCUAUCAGUGCCAGUCAGUGCCACCUAACAGUGCCAGUCAGUGCCGCCUAACAGUGCCAGCCAGUGCUGCCUAUCAGUGCCAGUCAGUGCUGCCUAUCAGUGUCACCUAUCAGUGCCAUAUAUCAGUGUCAUGUAUCAGUGCUGCCUAUCAGUGCCCAUCAGUGAUGCCUGUCAAUGCCCAUCAGUGCAACCUAUCAGUGCCUCCUCAUCAG
This is a messenger RNA of Staurois parvus, 546 nucleotides long. The record is from the annotation of a GenBank genome assembly. NCBI's taxonomy places the organism in Eukaryota, Metazoa, Chordata, Amphibia, Anura, Ranidae.